Priapulus caudatus is the source of this 2154-nucleotide messenger RNA. RefSeq lists its product as uncharacterized. The record is from RefSeq and is a predicted model, not a curated record. The transcript has 3 exons. The coding region runs from base 1 to 2154 and encodes 717 amino acids. Lineage: Eukaryota; Metazoa; Priapulida; Priapulimorpha; Priapulimorphida; Priapulidae.
AUGCAGAGAGUGGGAGAGCUGCAGGUUCAACUCGUACCAGACGAGUACCAACAUAUCUACGACGAUGCCAAAGAUCCAGUCAAGGUCUGGGAAAAAUUCAAAGAACAAUUAGAUCCUGACGUGAACUAUCGCGUUGCACGUCUGUGGUUACAGAGGUAUAAACAGACUGCAACCGAGUCAUUUGACGAUUAUGUCAAUAGGUGCAAACUCCAGGCACAGAAAUGUGGGUUUGCAGACGCUGCAGUAACAAGUGACAGAAUCAUUGACCAACUCAUCUAUGGUGUACGUCAUCCCGAACUUCAAAAAGAGUUCUUGAGACAAGAUAAAGAGAUGAACUUGGAGACGGCUAUCACAGUGGGAAGGUCAUUUGAGGCAACACUCGCCAAUAUGCAGAAGCUAAAGGCCGUCGAUGAAGACAGCGCCACAGCAUCAGUCAUGUAUGUUAAGAAACAAUUUCAAAGCUCGAAGGCAUGCAGAAAUUGUGGUAGGCGACAUCCCCCAAGAAAGUGCCCAGCGUACGGUUCUAUCUGUUCUUCCUGUGACAAGUCCAAUCAUUGGUCACAGUUCUGCAUGAGCAAAAAUCGACACAAAUCACGCAGCAACCAAUCAUGGGGAAGAAGCAGGUCAAGGUCACAUGACAGUAGGUCUCGACAACAGAACCGAGGUCGCAGCCAGAACAGGCCAUGUGCAAGGGUGGACCACCUUCGGCACAAUGAGGAACUGGACGCCAUGAAUGAUCAGUUAGAAAAUCUCAGCUUUUCUUCCUUGGAGAUUAGCUCGAUAACACACAUCGACGCUACUGAGACAAAUGGAGAUAAGCGUGAUGAAAUCUUCACUGACAUUGGUAUCGAACUACCAGAUCACAAAAAUGCGAAGACAACGUUAAAGGUGAAAGUAGACACAGGCGCCCAGGGCAACACACUCCCAUUGCGCAUAUAUCGACGUAUGUUCCCGAAGUUACUUGACUCCGAAGAUUUCUUCAUAGUAGAAUGUGACGGGAGUGCACUACUGGGAUUACCAUCGUCACGUGCAUUGAAACUAGUGACGGUACACUGUGCCCUAUCGACUAAUCCAAAAAUAGGAACGAAAGCAUGCCUACCACCUAUACGCUCAACUGGGGAUCUGACGAGACAGUACCCAGGUCAGGUUGACAAGAUAGGAAACUUCCCUGGUGAGUACCAUAUCACCUUGGAUCCGAAUAUUCCUCCAGUUGUCCAUGCACCUCGGAAAACUCCGAUACAGCUAAAGGAUGAAAUCAAAUCACAGAUAGAUGCUAUGGAGCAACAAGGAGUAAUCCGAAAGGUCAUAGAGCCGACAGAGUGGGUUAGCUCAUUAGCAUACAGUCGCAAAGUGGAUGGAAGCCUACGGAUAUGCUUAGAUCCAAAAGACUUGAAUCGAGCCAUCCUGAGAUGUCAUCACAAAACACCAACACUUGAAGAGAUAACACAUCGCUUCAAUGGAGCACGAGUCUUCUCCAAGCUGGAUGCAAAGAAUGGAUACUGGUCGAUUAAACUCGACGAGGAAUCACAGGUCUUGACGCCCUUUAACACACCGUUUGGACGAUACUGCUUCCGGCGAUGUCCAUUCGGUCUAGUCAUGUCCCAGGAUGUGUUCCAGCGGCACAUGGACUUCAUACUCGAGCAAGUUGGUGACGGCGUACUCGGAAUAUCAGACGAUAUAGCCGUAUAUGCGGAAACGCAUGAAAAACAUGAUGAAGUUCUACACAAACUGAUGAGAGUCGCAAACGAACGUGGUCUCAUGUUUACCAGCAGCAAAUGUGAGAUCGCUGUUCCAUCCAUCACAUUCUUCGGAAUGACAUAUGACCAACAAGGAGCACACCCAGACCCAGCGAAGCUAGAGGACAUCCAAGCCAUGAUUCCGCCGACAGACAGAACAACCCUGCAGGAAUUCCUUGGACUGGCUACAUAUAUGUCGCCAUUCAUACCGAAGUUGGCAAACCAUACCGCAACUUUACACCUGCUCCUCAGGAAGGACAGCACCUUUGAGUGGACAAGCACAUAUCAGCAGGCCUACGAGAAGACCAAGCAUCUUAUCUGCAAGAGCACUACACUUGCAUACUUCAAUCCGACAAAGGAAACAGUCCUGCAAGUGGACACCUCUACAAAAGGCUUGGGAGCUCCCUCAAGAACCUAA